AGAUGACGCUUCAUGAAAUAUAAAUGCAAGAAAGCCUCCGGAGAGCGCAAUAAAAACCUUCCACCCGUCAGUCUCGGAGGGUAAGAAAGAUACUGUUAACAGCAGCAGGAAAUGGCCUUCGGAGUCUCAAUAUCAGUCUAUCUUUUAUUCAAAGCAAUGACAGCCUUGACUGCAGAGGUAGCUGUGUCGGGAACACCCCCAAUCACAACCCAGCAAAGUAACUGGACAGUUAACAAAACGGAAGUUGACUACACAGAAGGACCCAUAGCCUUGAAGUUCUCACAUCCUUGCCUGGAAGACCACAAUAGUUACUGCAUCAAUGGUGUUUGCGCAUUCCACCAUGAGCUGGAGAAAGCCAUCUGCACGUGUUUUACUGGUUAUACUGGAGAAAGGUGUGAGCACUUGACCUUAACUUCAUACGCUGUGGAUUCUUAUGAAAAAUACAUUGCAAUUGGGAUUGGCGUUGGAUUAUUGUUAAGUGGUUUUCUUGCUAUUUUUUACUGCUACAUAAGAAAGAGGUGUCUAAAAUUGAAAUCACCUUACAACAUCUGUUCCAGAGGAAGACCACUGUGAGGCCUUUGUCAGAAAUGUUCACAAGGCAUUUAUAAAAAUCAGUGGGCCCCAAACUGAAAUCUUCAAAUGGAACAACAAAACUUCCCAAGCUGACUAGACUGGAAAAUAAUGGAAGUUGGGAUCAUGAUGAAAUGAGAGAAUAAAUUUCAACGUUGGUCUUUGGCCUCUGCCAUCGUUAGGGUGCCAUGGGAGACGAGUGAACAAGCUCUGGUGACAGAAGUCAAGUUCAUAGUCCUACUCUGGGUUGGUCGCUGUUGUCCGUGUGGUUACUGUUCCUACUGCAGAAGGACCCAAUGUCAGAUGUGUAGUCCGUGGGAAUCAUUAUCAACCUUGCAGCAAGCCAAGGCAAGGCCAAGCUUGGGUUCUUCGUGUGCUUUGCUACCACCAGUAUUUUGGAUCACUGCUCUCUGGACCUAGUCCCAAACAUGCUGCUUUCACGGUGUCUGAGAGAAUGUGGUGUCAGCUGUUGGAUGAGGUCAGUGUUAUGGCACCUCCAGGGACGCAAGCAUGUGCCUGAAGUCUAAACCAGAGAAAAGAAAAUGGAGUGUCCAAGGCAAACACGAAUCAUGCCCAGCUUGGGACAAUACUAUGUAGCCUUUAUCUGUGAAAUAUGGAGUAAGCUAAAGAGUUCUCGAUGACUGAAAGCUGACUGGAUAUCGGUCCUGAGUAGAUGAAACAUUUCUGUUUCUGCAUGGAUUAUAAACCUUUGUGCUGGACUCAUCGGUCCCCUCAUGCCUAUGGUCAUUACCUCUUCCUGUCGUUAGUGGAACUACCUGGUGACUAUCCAUUUUGACUGCAAUUCUAGAAUUCUACUAAUAAAAUUUGACCAUUGGCCCUGAAAUAGAAACUGAAGAAUUGGACAUAGGAAUCUUCUCACCAGCCAACAGUAUGUGGAAACUUUCUUUACCAUUUCUGAAUACUUGAUAGCAGAUUUGCACAUAGCGAGAGAAAAAUGGAACAAUGGCAAAACUACUUAUUUGGGAAUUAGGGUCCUUCCUCUUUAAUCCUGUUUCUUCCACGUAAGUUGAAUAGACUUGCGCAGGUCCUUUAAUUUCUUUGGGCUUUGGUUUUAUUUUCUACAAGGCCCUGACAGCUUCAAAAUUGGACAGUGGGUCAAGAGAAAUUUUUCCGUAUUUGUUCUGCAAGUGGGAUUACUCUUAACCCCACCUCUACCCCCCGUACCCCCUCGAACACCUGGACACACCACUGGAUAUCAUCUCAGGUGUAUAGUUUAAUGUGUGGUUUGUAGAAUAAUAAAUUAAAAUUUUGUUUUCCAAGGAAGUGAAACAGGAAUUAAAGAAUAAUGAUACCUACCAAUUUUCUUUUGGAUUCAAUCUAAAACUAUGGACGUUUUUUCUCCUUCAUGACAUAGAGAAGCGAAACAGUUCUGAUCACAAGAUGGGUUAAAAGAGAAUCAAACAUGAGCGUUCUUACAAUGUUAACAGAACUUUAGCUUCUAAUGACUUUCCAUUCACUUCUAAACAAAACCUCACAUUCUGCUUUCCUUUGAGGAGAAGGUAUUUCUCCAGCUUUGUUUUUCCUCCCUGAGGAAUUUCAUGCAGAUGAAUCGCGUGUCAGCACUUUCUUGUCCUAGCAAACUAUGCAAAGGUUACAUCAUACCAAAAAGUGGGGAGGAGAAGGAUCCUCCCAGUGACUCCAGGACCGCACCUAGAAAGCUGUGCCCUUCCUGGGCAUUUCAAAAAGGUGUUAAAAAGCUGGGGAGAGUCCCGGAAGAAGCAAUAAAGCUUAAUUAAGGACUGCCUCUUGAUGAAAGGAAAGAGGAAUUAAUGCUGGAGUCUGGGGAGGUGAUAACCAAAAAAGUUAUAAAUAUCUGGUUAUAAAUAUUUCUAAAUUGUAAGCCCAAGAUAAUUAAAAUUAAAUAACAACAAGCAGAGAAUUGAAAUUUCCAGAUUGCCAAACCAAAACAGAAACCAAUAAGGAGUCAGAUUUUUUCCACUGAGGAAUAGGAUAAGGUCCCCUCCCAAACCCAGUGAGCCGGCAGAAAUUUAAAGCGUGGUUUAUGAGAAGCCAACGGUUCGUGGUCUGUCGUACAAAAUGAUCAACCUAGAACGGAUUUUGCAGGGAGGAAUGAAUCUCUGGCAUUCCUAUGGCAAUAUUUACAUAUGUAAGCGAGACUCCAGUGAGAAAAAUGCUUACCAACAAUAUGUUCUGCAAACUUUUCUAUUCUGUUUUUUUCCCUGUGGCAGUAAGACCCUGAGAAAAGUCUGCCAGGGAGGCCCUGCCUCAACACAGCAUUUUGAGCUAUCAGUCAUGAAUUAUUAGGUGGGCUGGAUCUAGGAAAGGACUGGGAACAUGCUUCUGGCAUCUUUGAUUAAAACAAACUGGAUAAAGGGCUCAUCGAUUUCAUUCACUUCCCAUUUUGUCUUCUUCUUGUGUCUGUCCUUUAAUCUUUGAGGACACAUUCUUAAGUCAUCAAUAUUCAUAAGUGCUUCAUUAGUUAGCAUAUUGGACCAUGG
Messenger RNA from Mustela lutreola (European mink), 3050 nucleotides. RefSeq names its product epithelial mitogen (gene EPGN). Gene Ontology annotation, biological process: positive regulation of mitotic nuclear division; positive regulation of cell population proliferation; epidermal growth factor receptor signaling pathway. The record is from RefSeq and is a predicted model, not a curated record. The transcript has 5 exons. Lineage: Eukaryota; Metazoa; Chordata; Mammalia; Carnivora; Mustelidae. The coding region runs from base 112 to 573 and encodes 153 amino acids.